AUGGGUUACAACAAGGUGAGUGUGCUGCUGGUUCUGUGGGCGCUUGCUGCCGUGGUUGUCGUCCACGUCGCGGCUGCGACUGGUGGCGAAGCAGAGAGCCUCCUGGGCGGCGACGGUGGCGGAGGCAGGUGCAACUCAACCGCCGAGUGCAACGACCAUGGCCACUGCGUCGCCAGCACCGCCGCAGGCCUCCAGCAAGACUUCCUCAACUCCAACGCCACUGGGGUCUGCCACUGCAACUCUCGCUACGCAGGGAAGUGGUGCGAACACAAGCGCAAGAACAAGCUCGAGGCAUUCCUGCUGUCCAUCUUGAUUGGUAGUACCGGGGCUGACCGCUUCUACCUCGGCUUCAUUGGCCUUCUGCUCAACGUGCUGGCCUGUGUUCCCGCCUGUAUCGGGUCCUGUCUGGGCACCUGCUGUGGUUUUGCCAGGACGGAGUACGUGGGAAUCGGCGACGACUAUGGCGAAGGGCUGACGUGCUCCUCCCUGUUCUCCAUCGGAGGGUCGUGCCUCACCUGCUGCAUGUCCCUCGGCAGCCUGGCCUGGUGGCUCACCGACUGGAUUCUCAUCCUCAAAGGCUCCCUGUACGACAACAUGUAA
Molecule: messenger RNA, 600 nt
Organism: Acanthamoeba castellanii str. Neff
Lineage: Eukaryota; Discosea; Longamoebia; Acanthamoebidae
Exons: 5
Coding region: 1-600 (199 amino acids)
Source: RefSeq, a predicted model, not a curated record